AUGGAUAAUAGUGAUACAUCCUCUCGAGAGGGGUCUGAGAACAUAUCACCUUUGGUCGAAGACCUAUCGGAAGAUUUACCUAAUGGAGAUUGGCCUGCCAACUCUGACCAUCUUAUUUCACAAUUGGAUGAAAAAGUGAACGAUAGUUACGGAUGCCAGAAUAAUGAAUUAACUCUGUGCAAAGCAGAAAAUAGUAUUAUGGAUGUUGGAACAGUGGAUAAGGCUUGGGAAUCAGCCGUUACUUCUAGUGCCUGUAAAAGUUGCCUUGAAAAUUUUGCUUUAAAUAAUCCAAAGGAAUGUGAUCUUACUAAUUCUAUUAGCGAAUCACAGGAAGCCUCUAAACAGGACGUCCGACCGCUUAUCACGGAUACCCAGCCAUCCAAAGAUAUAUUACAUCAGCAAACGGAGGAUGGGCCUCAAUUAACUUCUGUUUUGGAAAGAGUCUCUGGCACAGAGGAAGCAAUAGAAGGGUCGCACCGGCUAGAAGAAGCCAAACCCACUGUUGCAUCAAGCGAAUCAUGUAAGUCGCAAGAAAGUGAUUCUAAUGUCACCGGACAGGAGGAUGAUGCCUUUUUAGUAAAGGAUGGUACAUACGGAAAAGAUGUACCACUCAUAACAGUAGAGGAGACAGAUCCUCAAAACAAACAGGAAUUGGAGUGUAAUCACACACAGUCAUAUGAAUUUGGAACCAAUGAGAAGAUUAAGUGUCAACAAGUGAGAGUCGAAAGAGAACUCAAUCUGGAAGAGUUUGUCAAUCCAAAAGAAGCAACGCUACACGAAGAUGGAAAACUAACAGAAGAGAUGUCAAAUGCUAUUAUGGAAGAAUUAUCCCUUGCUGAGGUAAGCACUCACAAAGUUUGUGCACAAACUCAUGAAACUGCGAACUCUGUGCCUCCUGUCUCAAUUGAGUUCUGUAAAAGCGAGGCCUUCGAAUCGGCUCAAGCUAAAACAAUACAUCACGUAAAUGAACUGCGAGCAGCUGUAGCGCAUGAUGUACCUGUAGAGUUCUCAAAUUUUCAACCCAGUAAUAAUGAAUUCACCACCAACAAACGCGAUCAAGUAUUGGUUAAAGAAUCGGAGCUGAAUAUGGUCCAGCCCAUCGAAAUGACUGAACUAAUUCCAAGGUUGGAAUCUAAUAAAGGGGAAUUCGUUAAAGUGUCUGCAGCUCCCAUUGUCACGAGCUAUAAACCGGAAACUAAACACGUUGGUGCAGAGAAUCUAAUAAGUUCCGAAAAUUUGCCACCACAUUUGAGAACAAAAAAUUUGAAUGGUUUCAGUGAUGACAAGGAGAACAAAAUUCCGCCAUGUGCUGAAAAAAACAGUCAUGAUGCGUCGCGAACAAACAAAAAGGACUGUGCAAAUGCUAAAAAAGAAUUAAAUCCUCCCGAGGAAGAACUUGAUUUUGAUACUAAAUAUGCUAUCCUCGUCGGAAAGAUCCUUCCUGGACACGAAAUUUAUUACAUGCCUUCAACCAACUCGAAUAGGAAGCAGGUUACUUUUCGUCGAGGAGGAACGUUGGAUCAGCAACAGCUAGUAUCGGGCAGCGCGCCGCUCUGGGAUGCCGCAUUUAAUAUAAUGAGCUUCAAAUCGGCGACACUGGAGGCGCCAAGUCGUACUCGACAUCGACUGCAACCAAAACCAGCAGUGAACGACGAUCAUCUCUUCCCAGACUCGGUAACACCUUCAAAAGUGGAGAAGGCCCUCAUCGAGGACGACACUGGCACCUCCAAUGAGGAGGGCAACCGGUAUGACGUGCCUUUCAUGGAUGAUGACGCAUUCUUGCCCAAGAGGUAUCGAAGCGUCGUAAUGGUCGAGGACGAUUCUAGCAGUGAAUCAGACUACUCGGAUGAGCGAAGAAUUCUCCUGGGAACGGAGCACUUAGCUGAAAUGGAUGAAACAUCAUCACACAUUGGUAAGUGUAUAUAA
Hydatigera taeniaeformis is the source of this 1926-nucleotide messenger RNA. The record is from the annotation of a GenBank genome assembly. Lineage: Eukaryota; Metazoa; Platyhelminthes; Cestoda; Cyclophyllidea; Taeniidae.